GUCAAAGUAGAAGUCUUGCAUAAAGCUUUUACAGCAUUUUAUUUCUUGGCUAAAGAACAGAUUGCGAAUUCCAAAGCAGGGUGUCUACUUCAACUGGUUGAGAAGUUAGGUGCUCAUGACAUCAAGUAUUUCCACCACAGGUCAUCUACAUCAAUCCGUGAAAUGAUUGUGACUCAAAUCAUUGAAAAAGUUAAAAAUACAAAUUUCUUUGGGCUUUUAAUUGAUGACUUAACAGAUAUAGCUGUCAUGGAACAAAUGAUAACAUUUAUCCAGUACUUCAAUUUUGAAACAUCUCAAGUUGAAACCAAAUUUUUAUUUAUUGAUGAUUUGUUGAAGGAGUCUACAUCAGCUGAUGCUGAAACGAUAUACAAUGUUCUAAUUAAGAACAUUGAAGAAUUCCAGUUGCCUCUUGGUAAACUAAAAGGCUUGGUAACUGAUGGUGCUGCUGUUAUGGUUGGCAAAAACAAUGGACUGGCUGCCAAAUUAAAAGCAGUAAAUCCAUCCAUUAUUACUGUUCACUGCAUCUGCCAUAGGCUAGCUCUUGCUUGCACAGACUCAAAUGUUGCUCUAAAAUAUAUUGAUGAGGUACAACUAAUUGUUACCCAAUUGUGGAAACUGUUUGAAUACUCACCCAAGAAGAUGGCAGCUUACCUAAAAUGCCAACAAAGCAUCAAGAACAUUGUCCUUGGUGAGUCCAAUAAGAACAUCAUAUGCAAAAAGCUAAAGAAAGCAUGCAAGACAAGAUGGCUGUCAUUUGAUAAUGCA
Molecule: messenger RNA, 765 nt
Organism: Anneissia japonica
Lineage: Eukaryota; Metazoa; Echinodermata; Crinoidea; Comatulida; Comatulidae
Product: zinc finger protein 862-like
Exons: 1
Source: RefSeq, a predicted model, not a curated record